This is a messenger RNA of Myxocyprinus asiaticus (Chinese sucker), 5450 nucleotides long. Its product is annotated as formin-like protein 1. Gene Ontology annotation, biological process: regulation of cell shape; cell migration; cortical actin cytoskeleton organization. The record is from RefSeq and is a predicted model, not a curated record. Gene Ontology annotation, cellular component: cytosol. Gene Ontology annotation, molecular function: actin filament binding; small GTPase binding. Lineage: Eukaryota; Metazoa; Chordata; Actinopteri; Cypriniformes; Catostomidae. Bases 348 to 3611 code for a protein of 1087 amino acids. The transcript is spliced from 27 exons.
GCUUGCUUCUCAUUUCUGUAACACACACUAGAGAGCUCGGACAGGUGCCUUUAUGUCAACUUGCAAACAUCUGCAUUUUCUUUUGAAAGAAACUUUAGGCUUGAUCAGAGGAAAGUGGUGGACAUACAGACAGUUUUAGAAAGAUGCUCCAACAUCUGAGACCCUCACAAGACAUGAGAGACAGACUGCUGGACAAAGACCUGUUAAACCGGAUCUGACUGGCUUGAGAACUGUGAACACUUCAGUGGAUUGGAUCGGGGAGCUGUGGACUGGGAUUGGGCUUUUGGAAUUGUCAGUGGUUGUUCCAGACUCAGUUCAGUGUCCUAGAAUUCCUAAGGAAAGUUGUGAUGGGUAACGCACCUGGUGGGAUGGAGCAGGUGGAGGGGCAGGAGGCCAGAAGCUCAACAGGGGGGAUUAACUCCACUCCCUCCAUUCUAAAAAAGAAAAAUGCCCCUUCUAAACUACCCAUGCCCCCCGAGGAGGAGCUAGAAGAGCGCUUUAAUGUGGUUUUGAGCUCCAUGAAUCUGCCUCCAGAUAAGAUGAAGCUUCUGAGUCAGUAUGACAAUGAGAAGAAAUGGGAGCUGGUUUGUGAUCAGGAGCGAUUCCAGGUGAAGAACCCUCCUUCAGCAUACCUGACUAAAAUCAGGAGCUUCUACCAGGACCAGGGUGGAGUGACACGCAGAUUCAAGAAGCGUGUGCAGGAGUCAACUCAAGUUCUGAGAGAGCUGGAGAUUUCUCUGAGAACCAAUCACAUAGGGUGGGCUCAGGAGUUUCUGAAUGAGGAAAACCAAGGCUUAGAUGUCCUGGUGGACUAUUUGUCCUAUGCUCAGAGUGAUGUGCCGUUUGAGGUGGAAUCUGUGGAAAAUGGUGUCUCAGUAUCAGACAACAGGAGACUCUCGGAGAGAUCGCUGGAGGAUCUGGCCAAAAACGUGAACCAUUCUCCCACACAUGGAGUGUCCAAAGCGGCACGUGCAUUCACUGUCAGAAUAACCUCCUUGGCCAAUAGCAGAAAAACUCUGCGAAAUGCUCGUUUGGCCACCCAGAGGGAUGAUGUUCACUUAUGCAUUAUGUGUCUGCGUGCUAUCAUGAAUUAUCAGUCUGGCUUCAACUUAGUCAUGAAUCACUCCAGAUGUGUCAAUGAAAUCACACUUGGUCUCAACAACAAAAACCCCAGGACUAAAGCUCUUGUAUUAGAGUUGUUGGCGGCAGUGUGUCUAGUUAGAGGUGGACAUGACAUCAUCAUCUCAGCCUUUGACAACUUUAAAGAGGUGAGUGGAGAGAAGAACCGCUUUGAGAAGCUCAUGGAGUGCUUCAUGAAUGACGACAGCAACAUAGACUUCAUGGUGGCUUGUAUGCAGUUCAUUAACAUUGUGGUCCACUCAGUUGAGAACAUGAACUUCCGUGUACAUCUUCAGUAUGAGUUUACACAGCUGGGCCUCGACCAGUAUUUAGAAUCCUUAAAAAAGAUGGAAAGUGAGAAGUUGCAAGUGCAGAUCCAGGCAUACUUGGAUAAUGUAUUUGAUGUUGGAGCUCUGCUCGAAGAUGCAGAGAAUAAAGCAGAAAUAGUGGAGCAUGUAACGGAACUGCAGGAAAGCAAUGCCCAGCUGAAUGCUAGACUGCAAGAAUAUGAAAAUGGAGCUGUGGAGAAAAUGGCAGAACUGGAGCAACAACUAAUGCAGGCCACUAAAGAGUCAGCAUUGUUGAAGGAGAGCUUGCGAGAGUCCUGCACCCAGGUGAGCACCCUGCAGCAGAGAGAACGGGAACGAGAGAUUCAGAGAGAGAGAGAAAGAGAGCAGGAGUGGCUGUCAAAACCCUCACAGGUAGAAAGAGAUAGAGACAGAGAGAAGGUGAGCGAGGAGUCCAAACUGGAGCUGAAGUUGAAGGAACUAGAGGAGAAGGGUUUAGUCCGACUGGAACGCACAGCCUCUGGAAGCCUGGACAUUAAAGUCAUUCCAGUCACCGUAGAGAAAAUUGUCACUCAAACAGUGUCAGUGUCAGCACUAGCUCCUCAAGCCCCACCACCUCCAGCAGCAGCACCACCCCCACCUCCGCCCCUACCUGAUGCAACCGUACCCCCACCUCCACCACCACCCCCUCUUCCUGGAUCUGAAGCUCCUCCUCCUCCCCCUCCUCCUCCACCUCCUGGUGGAGGCCCACCACCACCCCCACCCCCACCUGGCUGUGGGCCACCGCCCCCUCCCGGAGCUCCUCCUGCCCCUGGGGCUGAGACAGAAGCGAAGAGUCGUAAGCCAAUUCAAACAAAGUUCAGAAUGCCUCUGUUGAACUGGCAGGCUCUGAAGCCCAAUCAGGUGACAGGAACUGUGUUCAGCGAGCUGGAUGAUGAGCAAGUGUUAGGGGAGCUGAAUAUGGACCUGUUUGCGGAGCAGUUUAAGACCAAGGCUCAGGGUCCUCCAACAAAUCUUUCUAAGCUCAAAGUAAAGGUGGCUGAGAAGGCCCCCAGUAAGGUGUCUCUGCUGGAGGCGAACAAAGCCAAGAACCUUGCCAUCACCCUCCGCAAGGGAGGCAUGAGCCCCAAUGACAUCUGCACCGCUAUUGAGAAAUAUGACCAACAGUCUCUGAGUCUAGACUUUCUGGAGCUGCUGGAACGUUUUAUCCCAUCAGAGUAUGAGAUGAAGCUACUCCAGAACUACGAGAAGGAAGGGCGCUCACUUGAGGACUUGAGUGAGGAGGACCGUUUCAUGAGCCGCUUUGGCAAAAUCCCACGCCUUGCUCAGCGAAUCAACACCCUCACCUUCAUGGGCAACUUCCCUGAGACUGUAAAACGUCUGCAGCCGCAAUUGGAUGCCAUCAUUGCAGCAUCUAUGUCCCUCAAGUCUUCAUCUAAGCUGAAAAAGAUGUUAGAGAUCAUCCUGGCAUUUGGGAACUACAUGAACAGCAGUAAAAAAGGAGCAGCAUAUGGGUUCCGUCUGCAGAGUCUUGACCUGCUGUUGGACACAAAGUCCACAGACCGCUCCCAGACUUUGCUGCACUUUAUUGUGACUGUGUUGCAGGAGAAAUAUCCAGAGCUUACCUCUUUCCACACUGAACUCCGCUUUGUAGACAAGGCUGGUCUGGUCUCUUUGGACGGUGUGCUGCAGGAUGUGAGAUCUCUGGAGAGAGGGAUGGAAGGGACCAAGAAGGAAUUCCUGGUGCAGGAUGACAUUCCAGCACUAAAAGAGUUUGUUAAAGCUAACAGUGACAUACUAGAUUCACUUGUUAAAGAUGGCAAGACAGCACAGGAGGCAUACAUUUCUGUAGUGGAGUACUUUGGAGAGAACCCCAAAACAACACAGCCUUCCAUGUUCUUUCCACUCUUUGUCAGGUUCAUCAAAGCUUAUAAGCAAGCAGAACAGGAUAACGAACUGAGGAAGAAACAGGAGAGUGCAGCAGAAGAACAGACAGCCCCCUCACCAAAGAAGAAAAAUAGCUCUCCUCAAAAGGGCCCCAUGAUGCCCAAAAUGCCUCAGAUGGACAUGAUCGCAGAGCUGAAGAAGAGACAAGUGAAGCCCCAAAUCACAGAUGGAGCCAUUGAUGACAUCAUUACAGAUUUGAGAAAUUCACCUUACAGAAGAGCUGAUGGGCGGAGAACAGCGCCACGACAAGACAACUGAGUGUUACAUGAAGAGACAUUUCUUCUGUCCAGUCCACUGCACAGCCCUGUACAUACAUACUUACAGUGCAUUCAGAAAGUAUUCAGACCUUCAUUUCAUCCACCUGUGGCAAAUUCAAUUGAUUAGACAUGAUUUGGAAAGGCACACACCUAUUUAUAUAAGGUCUCACAGCUGAAAAUGUAUAUCAGAGCAAAACCCAAGCCAUGGGGUCAAAGGAACUGCCUGCAGAGCUCAGAGACAGGAUUGUGGCGAGGCACAGAAAAAAAUUUCAGCUGCAUUGAAGGUUCUCCAUAAUUCUUAAAUGGAAGAAGUUUGGAACAACCAGGACUCUUCCUAGAGCCGGCCGCCCAGCCAAACUGAGCAAUCGGUGGAGAAGGGCCUUGGUAAGAGAGGUGACCAAGAACCUAAUGGUCACUCUGGUUGAGCUCCAGAGAUCAUGUGUGGAGAUGGGAGAAACUUGCAGAAGGACAACCAUCACUGCAACACUCCACCGAUCUGGGCUUUAUGGCAGAGUGGCCAGAUGAAAGUCUCUCCUCAGUGCAAGACACAUGAAAACCCGCUUGGAAUUUGCAAAAAUGCACCAUAAGAACUCUCAGACUGUGAGAAACAAGAUUCUCUGGUCUGAUGAAAGGAAGAUUGAACUGUUUGGCCUCAAUUCCAAAUGUCAUGUCUGGAGGAACCCAGGCACCGCUCAUCACCUGCGCAAUACCAUCCCAACGUUGAAGCAUGGUGGUGGUAGAAUCAUGCUGUGAGGGUGUUUUUCAGCGGCAGGGACUGGAGGACUGGUCAGGGUUGAAGGAAAGCCGAACGCAGCAAUAUACAGAGAUAUCCUUAAUAAAAACCUGGUCCAGAGCACUCAGGACCUCAGACUGGGCCAAAGGUUCACCUUCCAACAGGACAAUGACCCUAAGCACACAGCCAAGACAAUGCAAGAGUGGCUUAGGGACAACUCUGUGAAUGUCCAGCCAAAGCCAGGACUUGAACCCAAUCGAACAUCUCUGGAGAGACCUGAAAAUGGCUGUCCACCAACGGUCCCCAUCCAGCCUGACAGAGCUUGAGAGGAUCUGCAGACAAGAAUGGCAGAAACUCCCCAAAUUCAGGUGUGCAAAGCUUGUCACAUCAUACCCAAAAAGACUUGAGGCUGUAAUCGCUGCCAAAGGUGCUUCAACUAAGUACUGAGUUAAGGGUCUGAAUACUUAUGUCAAUGUGAUAUUUCAGUUAUUUUCUUUUUAAUAAAUUUGAAAAGUUAUCAAAAAUCUGUAUUUUGCUUUGUCAUUAUGGGGUAUGGAGUGUAGAUUGAUGUGAAAAAUAAAUAAAUAAUUUAAAGCAUUUUAGCAUAAGGCUGCAACAUAACAAAAUGUGAAAAAAAUUAAGGUGUCUGAAUACUUUCUGAAUGCACUGUAUAACCUUUCUACUCUUUAUAUAGUAAACAUAAAGAACAACUCAAUGCACAGCACCAGCAAACUCAUUUACACAUACAUACAACCACAUUGACAGAUACGCAACAACAGAUGGUGCACAAACACAAAAGAGUCACACUAACAAACACCCAUCACACAUGCUUACAUAUGCUUAGAUGUGAUUUAACCUUUGGACAGUCUGUUAAAACCAUCCUGUGGAAACUGUACAUAAGGCAUAACAUUUUUUACCAUCACAUUAGAUCUUAAACAUGCAAACAACUCUAUUGGAUUCCAUGAACUUCAAUUACUAUUACUUUGUUUUUGCUGCGUGUUUAUAUUGCUAAUGAAAUUGUAAAAAAAAUACAACAACUGUACUUUUAUAAUAAUAAAUAAAAAGAGUUUGCUUUGUGUUUUAAUGAUAAAAAAAAGUGAGAACAUU